Messenger RNA from Linum trigynum, 7123 nucleotides. NCBI's taxonomy places the organism in Eukaryota, Viridiplantae, Streptophyta, Magnoliopsida, Malpighiales, Linaceae. The record is from the annotation of a GenBank genome assembly.
CCGUAAAAUUUUAAUUCCACGAUCACAUAAAUGGACACAAAAGCUUUUGGCUAACCAAUAAGAGAGAGAGAGAGAGAGAGAGAGAGAGAGAGAGCAUGCAGUGGGAAUGUGUAGCCCGCCGGGCUGCAAAAGUUUCUGAAGUUUUCGAAGUCCGGCCAACCCAACCUUCCCCAUAUCGGAACUUGAAGAUGAAUAUUGUACCUUCACACUUACCAACCUAAUUCAUCGACUUAAUUAUAUCCUUAACCCAUCCUAAGCUUGCUCAUAAACCCAUAUCAUUUCGUUUCAAAAGCAUGGUUUGGCUUUGAAGUUUGAAUCGUCUCUCCUAUCCAUCCACAUUGCCUUUGUAGUUGUUCAAGUAAAAAUGGCUGACGCGUUCACUUAAUCCCCAAGCAACAACCGGCCUAUAUUCAUUCUUCUGAUAGUAUUUUUAUAGUGGUUUACAUGAGUUUAGUUAACUAAUUAAGUGCCUUUAUGAUUCCAUUGAUAAGAUUCCAGCUCCAACUUUGAAGGUGGUAGUGGAAUUGGGAAGAGAGGGGGAAAUGAGCUCUGCUUUUUUAGCAUAGAAAAGAACUGAGCUGUUAAAAGUUUAACAGCUGGCUAGUUAACUUUAUUUUUUGUAAAAGAAUUACUAUUUUUAAUGAUCUUUAGCUAUUCACUAGAGAGGAAAAGAAGGGGGAAAAAGUGAAAAAAGUAAAAUACUCAGUUUUUUUUUCCAUAGAUUCCCAAAAUAGGAAACAACUUGAUACAAACAAAUAUACAUGACAUUUGUAGGUCAUAACUAAAUUGAAUUAGAGAAAGGGGUGUUUGCCGAUCAAAAGUGGAUUCAACGAUAAGAGGACUUACUUUGUCACGAUCAUACGACCAGCAACUUGUCAUAUCUACGAGGCGUGAAUCAAAAUGAUGCACUUUGUAAUGGACCCCACGGAUUUGAAAGUUCAACCUAUUUCGGUGGGAAUUGAUUAUGGACUUUGAAGUCCUUCAUUUUUUACCAACCUACCCUUCAUAUUUGCUUUCUCUUCUUAUAUCAUUGAGGGCAAUAAAGGUAAAUUACACUUCACAAAUACAAAUUUAAUUAACAAAAUUCAUCAUGAAAUCCAUCAAACAAACAACGGUGUUUAUCAAAUCCAUAAUGAACCUAAAACCCUCAUAUAUCCAUGAUUUUUCAAAACCCAAGUUAUAAAAAAAUCUUCAGUUUUCAAAUCAACGCAAACGAACCCUACUAUUUCUUUGCUUGAAAAUGCUUGUAAUGGUUUUGGAGAUGGUGGGGAGGAAUUGCCUAUUACACUAAUUGGCUUCCCACUUAUACAUAUCAUGGAGAUACAACACAUAAACUAGUAUGUUAGUUAUUAAAUAGAAUGAUUCCUCUAUGAUGAGGAUUUGGUUGGUGAUCAGCCGUCGAUCUAUUUCUUCCUUUUUCUUUUCUUCCAAUCAGAAAAUCAAUGGCAAAAAGGAAUCGAGCCACCCUUAUAAUGUGGAGAGCCCAUGAUGCUCUCUGUAUAUAUGGGCGAUGGAAUCUCUAGCUUUCUACCGUAUAUGGUAUUUGCCGUUUGGGCAUGAAAAGUUGAUUAGGGUUACCCAAUUGUGAAAUCUGCGAGAUGGUGGAUUCCAUCAUGGUAUUCUUCUGACCAGGAUCCAUCCAUCCAUGUAGGUGUUUGUAAAUGGCAGAAUUUUCACAAUACAUGUAUUGCUUCAUGUUUGGUCUAGAUCAGGAUAACUUUGGGGAAAUAUCUAUAGUACUGUACCCAUCACUCUCAUCUUAUCAGAGAUUACUUCGGUUCGGCCAGAAUCGUUUUCGGAUCUGGGAUAUUAAGAAAUGUUGUCAUAACUGGAUCGGACGGUCCGUCCCCAGAAAUAAUCGGACACGAUGACCGUAUAUCAAGUUUCGGAAGCCGGCCUUAAAACGGGCCAUUAACUUGUUGGCCACUUCACGAUCGGUUCAACCAAUCAAUUGGACAAACUUUCCGACUUGAACCACCAAUUUUGGUCUCUUUUCUUUAUAGUUUGUAAGAAAAAUGCAAUGUGCGUUUUUUGCAUGGAUCGAACUCGAUCUCAUAUAUUGAAAGUUAUAUAAGUUAACCAAUUGGGCUAUAGUGGUUUAUUUUUAUUUUUUUGUUGAUUUUCAUAUUAGUCUAGUAGUCACAUUCAUCAUUUUAAGUAGAUUUACAAAAACCAAAUUUAACUUUCUGAUCAUGAAAAAUAACUUCUUUCUCUAUUUUAUAGAAGGAGAACAAUCUUGAAAUCGUUACAAAAAACACUCAUCCAAAUAUUGAAUAUUUAAUUGUAUAUAUGAUUGAAAUCAUCAAAAUCAAAAUAGAUACAGAUACUUACAUAAUUGACACACGCCAGUUACGAAAAUCAUACCUAGACACACUCAUCGGUAACAAAGAGAUAAUUAACCAAUAAUUUGAAAAAAUAAAAAUAAAAAUAUUCUAAACUACUAUUAAUCCUAGAAAAGCCACUGUCAAUAAGAAAUCUGACUAUACCCCUCCAAAUUGAUGGUAACUACUUAUCAACAACUCUAAAAAUAGAACUCAAAAUAUUCGAUACACAACUACCAGGAUGAUGAUCGAUCAUGCCCCCAAGAAACAUUGAUGUGAUUAACUAGAUGCAAUAAGAUCUCUUGCCAAAGUCGUAUUGUUUGUCAUGUUAGAGUAUGAGUGUAUGAUUAAGCAUGAUUAAUAUUGAGUUAAGUGUGAGUAUCAUUAUGUAAGUUGUCAUAGUGACACUUAUUAUAGUUCUAAAAAUUUAGGUAUUUUGCCUAUUUAUAUUAGAUUGUUAUGGAAAUUAACCUUUACAUACUACAGGGAGAGGCCUUGGCGGUUGAGUUUGAACUUCGGCUGGCUCGACAACACCAGCUAGUCUCGCCAAUUGUGGAGACGGACUGUCUAGCAGUCGUGAAUUAUUUGGAUGUAUCAAGAGGUUAGUAACGGAGGUUGGAGGCGGCCGAGUUCAGUACGUGAGUAGGAAAGCGAAUGAGGCGGCGCAUAUUAUGGCACACACGAGAGUUAGAUGGGAUGUAGCGGAUGUUUGGUUUGAUAGACCACCGCUGAAUUUGUUAGAUCAGCUUAUCUCGGACAAUGUACUUUCGGUUGCAUCUGAAUAAAAGCUGAAUGACAGGUUCUGAUAAAAAAAAAACCUUUAUAUACUACAUAAGGUAAUAAGAUCAUGAACCUUAACUAAGUAGAGGACUUGCAAUUUGGAAACAUGACACUAAGACUUGCAUCCACUUACCAUAAGGUAAUAAGAUCCCCUCUCUAAGAGCUCUCCAACUACGACAUAAGAGCAAUAUGUCAAUUGUAAUAGGACGACCUUAGAAUAUCCAUACAUAAGACACAAACGCAUUAUACAACUAUCAUAUUAACAUACUACAUUAAAUAUUUUACUACCACAAAAUAACUUGUACUCACAUUCCUGAGAGCCAUGUGAUAUGCAUUGUAUACCUGAUUUGGGUUGCUUGGGAAACAGAGACACAAAUGGAUCCCCUGAGGUCGACCUCAGAAGACCCAUUUCAAAGAUAUUACUAAAUUAUAUGUAGAAAGAAUAAGACUCGACCUAAAUACAUGGAAGAAUGAAAUUCACAAACCCCAAAAAAUAAUGAACUUAACAAAACAAAUGGCGGCCACCCCAGAAGCUUUUAUCAUUUGGCCAUGAAAGAAAACCAUUCUCUCUUCUCCUCACAAUAGCAUGUGCCACUUCUCAGAAAACCCAUUAUCACCAAUCCAAAGCCCUUUCCCCUUCUCUAUUUAAACCAUCUUCCCAUCCCUUCUUCCCCUCCACGCCACAACUUCAAAACUCCAAAGAAACAACAACAACAGAUAGACAAACUCUCUCAUUCAGUCAUUUCAUCAAACACUUUUCCUUAAAUCCCCUGUUUCUCUAUUAGCUAAGAUGUACACCGCCACUAGUCUUAAUAGCAGCGACUUACUCGCCAUGUUUCAAACUCCCACCCGCGAGGACUUCUUCUUCUCGUCGUCCCGCCGCUGCAUAUGGGUCAACGGACCCGUCAUCGUCGGCGCCGGACCUUCUGGCUUGGCCGUCGGAGCCUGCCUGAAAAGACAAGGCGUCCCUUUCAUCGUCCUCGAGCGAGCCAACUGCAUUGCCUCUCUCUGGCAAAACAGGACCUACGAUCGCCUCAAACUUCACCUCCCCAAGCGAUUCUGUCAGCUACCCAAUUUCCCAUUCCCCGAGGAAUUUCCAGAGUACCCUUCCAAGUUUCAGUUCAUCACCUACCUUGAAGCCUACGCCAGGCAUUUCGACAUCUCCCCGAAUUUCAACGAAACCGUCCAGUCCGCGAAAUACGACGAGACGUUUGGUCUCUGGCGGGUCCAGACCGUUUCCAACAUCGGGCCGGUGCCGGUGGAGAUCGAGUACGUCUGCAGGUGGCUGGUGGUGGCCACUGGAGAGAACGCUGAAAAGGUUGUGCCGGAGUUUGAAGGGUUGGAGAAAUUUUCCGGCGAUGUCAGCCACGCUUGUGACUACAAAUCCGGCGAGAGUUAUCGCGGGAAGCGUGUUCUGGUCGUCGGAUGUGGGAAUUCCGGAAUGGAAGUCUCUCUCGAUCUGUGCAACCACAAUGCCGCCCCAUCAAUGGUGGUUAGAAGCUCGGUUCAUGUACUGCCGAGGGAGAUUCUGGGGAGAUCAACAUUCGAGCUGGCUGUUACUCUCAUGAAAUGGAUGUCACUGAGGAUGGUGGACAGAGUACUGCUGGCUGCCGCCAGGGUGAUGCAGGGGAAUCUGCAGAAGUAUGGACUAAAAAGGCCAAGCCUUGGGCCGUUGGAGCUCAAGAACGUGGAAGGGAAGACCCCAGUUUUGGACAUUGGGGCGCUGGCAAAAGUGCGAUCUGGCGAGAUUAAGGUUGUCCCUGGAAUCAAGAAGUUCAGUAGUGGGAAAGUGGAGCUUGUCGAUGGGAAGAUUCUGGAAAUCGAUUCCGUGAUUCUGGCAACUGGGUAUCGCAGUAAUGUUCCUUCGUGGCUAAAGGAGAAUGACUUCUUCUCAGAAGAUGGGAUUCCAAAGAAUCCAUUCCCAAAUGGGUGGAAAGGGAAAGCAGGGCUGUAUGCAGUUGGGUUCACAAGGAAAGGGCUCUCAGGUGCAUCUCUGGAUGCCAUUAGUGUGGCAAUGGAUGUUGCCAAGAACUGGAAAGAAGAGACUAAACAGAAGAAGAAGACAAUGGCUGCCAAGCACAGGAGAUGCAUUUCCCAUUUCUGAGGAAAAAACUUCCCUUUGUUAAUGUCCUAGAGCUUUGCUGGGUCAAUUGGGACUGAAUCAGUUCCAUAACCUCUUUUUUUUUCUUCUUCCUUCUGGGUUUUGGGUGUAGAAAUAAUUAUAUAGGGAAAAGAAACAAAAGAAAAAGAAAGCAACAGCUUAGUAAUUAGCCCUCUCCUAAAGAAAAUGGCCAAGAAGUGCACAUAUUUUGGGCCAUCUGUUUUCCUUUCCUUUUUUUAUGAACAAAGGAAGAUGAGGCUGGUUGGUUUUUUGCACCUUUUUUUCUUGUUGCAACUUGUUUUCUCUUGGAAGAGCUCUUUUUGUUAUCUCUUUAAGGAACUUUGUAUCUUAGGGUACUCAAUCAUUCAAGUGAAAUGAAGAGGACAACUCUCUCCUCCAUAUUAUGUUCAUGUAUUUCCUACAUAUUUGGAUUUGGAUUCAAUGAAACCAUAGGCAUGUAUUCUACAUGCUUAGAGACUGUUAUGUUGAAUUUGUCGGCCAUAAGACCCUUUGCUUCUACUAUAGCUAAGACUGUUAUGAUGACGAGCAUGCUUCUCGCUGACCAAUAAUAGAAGCAAUUCCCGCUAUAGAGUCUACUCGUAGUGUGCUACAUUCAAGUUCUCAAAAUCAACGUUAUAGUUUCGUAUAGGUAGCAUUGUAAGAGUAAUAAUGUUCGGAGUUCAUUCUCACCAUUUAAAGGGAGUUGCAACUCGAUCGAGAGUCAACGAGAGAUUAUCCUUUGUGUCAACUGAUCACAUGAUCAUCCAAUGCCACAUGAUUUCCAUUUGAAGUAGGUCAUAUUGGAACCCUGAUUUUAUACAUGUGCGGAAAUCGAGUGAAUAUUUUGUUUAGAUUGGUCCAACAAACCAAAGUGCCGAAUUAGCGGACACCUUUGGCCUUGUUCAACAUGGGCGUAUCUCACUACAAAAUUUAUGUUGGCUCCUUCUUCUGUUGACCACGCAAUAAAACUAUGUGGCAUUGGAUGUCUAUGGCUUUUCUGGCCCUCUGUUUUCAUGCUGCAUUCUGCCUUGGCACAUGGAUCGAUCCAGCCAGAAUACAGGAAAUAAAAAGGAAUCCAAGUGUAGAUGUUUGCAACUUCCCCCUUCUCAUUUUUCUAGUAAAAUUAAUAUAUGUAAAUAUUUAUAGGGUUCGUUCCGAGAACAAGAUUUAGGUUGGAGAUUCAUUGAAUCCGUACAUUUUGUAGAAAUCUAUGUUUUUUGUUACUUUUAGUAGGGUAGAUUUUAGGUUUAGAUAUUUCAAAUCUCUAAAAUCUAUGAAUAUCAAAUCUCUAAUAAUUAGAGAGAUUCAAUAUCUUGAUUCGUUUUCACUUUAUCUCUUUCUUUUAUUUAUUUAUCAUAUUAAAUAUCAAGUCACUUGAAAAUGCAUAGUCCACCACGUGAAAGAAGACAAGAAUACAUAUUCUAAGACCUAAGUCCCUACUCCAAGAGGAUUAUACCAUCAACAAGUGUUUUCGCAAAUGCACAUUUAUGGGAUUUGAAAGCUAUGCUUUCUUCUUCACCAUGGGUUUUCAUCUUAUUUUUCUCUCUCAAACCAACGACUCCAAAUACAUAUCAUGGAGCACCAUUAGCAGAGUUGGCUAUUUGGAAGUAGGGAUGGCAACAAAACCCGAACCCACGGGUAUCCACCUGACCCAACCCGGUUAACGCAGGUAAAACUCGUGUUGACGGGUUUUGGGCCGGGUUUGGGUUUAAACCCGCUCCACUAUUCACCGGGUUGGGUUGGGUUUGGGUUUAGGUAAACCCGCCCCAUGGGUACCCGCCCACACACAUAUAAUUACUUUCCCGGUAUAUUUAAUAUUCUAAAUAAUAUAUCUUCCUUAAACAACUAAUAUUCUUUAUGUUUGUGGAGACAUGUAUAAUUUGUUCUUUCUAAUUGUUUUGAAUGAAGUUGAUAUUAUGAA